AUGCAGAACGGAACCACAAAUGGAACAGAAUAUUUUGACUUAAAGGAUAUGCCGCAUAUCAUUAAAGCAUUAGACAGAAAUCAAAAAUUACAACCUGAUAUUCUACAUUUAAUCGGUAACACUCCAUUGGUCAAAUUGAAUAAAAUACCAAAACAAGAAGGAUUAGAAUGUGAUAUGUAUGCAAAAUGUGAGUAUUUGAACCCAGGUGGUUCAGUGAAGGAUCGCAUAGCAUACAGAAUGGUGUUAGAUGCUGAAGAAAAAUGUAUACUCAAACCUGGAAAAUCUGUUAUAAUAGAACCUACUUCAGGGAACACUGGGAUUGGUCUAGCACUUGCUGCUGCUGUAAAAGGGUAUAGAUGUAUUAUUGUACUGCCCGAAAAAAUGUCUGAUGAGAAGGUAAACACUUUAAUGGCAUUGGGUGCAGAAAUUGUCCGGACUCCCACAGAAGCUGCUUCUCAUGACCCUGAUAGCAAUUUAAUGGUUGCUCGUCGGCUCACUAAAGAAAUCCCAGAUGCUGUCAUGUUAGACCAGUACAACAAUGUAUGCAACCCCUUGGCUCAUUACGAUGGAACAGCUGAAGAAAUUCUAUGGUCACUGGACGACGACGUAGACAUGGUUGUCAUAGGGGCAGGCACCUGCGGCACUGUGUCAGGCAUCGGUCACAAGAUUAAGGAGCGCUGUCCGAAAUGCAUCAUUGUAGGAGUUGAUCCUUUCGGCUCUAUUUUGGCAGAACCUGAAGAAAUUAAUAAGAGCGACGUACAAAUGUAUGAGGUGGAAGGUAUUGGUUAUGAUUUCUUACCAAAAGUCUUAGACAGAAAGAUCAUAGACCGAUGGGUGAAGACGGCCGACAAAGAAUCCCUAAAUAUGUCCCGUCGACUUAUAAGAGAGGAGGGAUUGCUUUGCGGUGGAAGUAGCGGUGCAGUAAUGUGGGCGGCAACGCAGGCGGCCAAGUCCCUGAAGGCAGGGCAGAAGUGCGUAGUAAUACUGCCCGACAACAUCCGCAACUAUAUGACCAAGUUCAUCUCCGACCAGUGGAUGGAGGCGCGUGGCUUCAAGCCGGUCAUCAAGCACGACAAACUGCCGUGGUGGAAUGUGGUCCUUACAAAAAACAUGAUCCAACCAAUUACAUGUAUAUCGCACAAAUCAACGACGCACGAAGCACUCGAGGCGCUUAAGAAGUCCGCGGCACCAGUUCUGAGUAUCGUGGACGACGAAGGAGGGAUAUGUGGUGUGUUCACCGCAGACAAUGCUCGUAAGCGGUUGGCAAACAUGGCCGCCUCAACUUCUGAAGACCUAAGCCAAUUCAUCGUCAAAAAAUACUACACAGUGGACGUUACUCAAGCUCCUGCUCUGGGCCUUGUAUCGCGUAUGCUGGAUAUUUCGCCAUUUGUCGUCAUCGUUGAAUCAGUAUACUCUACGAGGAAACCUAUAGGCGUUUUAACAUCAGAAGAUCUACUGCAACUGAUAACUGACAAAAGCUUAAACCUUAACUGUUCAUAA
Molecule: messenger RNA, 1500 nt
Organism: Parnassius mnemosyne (clouded apollo)
Lineage: Eukaryota; Metazoa; Arthropoda; Insecta; Lepidoptera; Papilionidae
Source: the annotation of a GenBank genome assembly